Messenger RNA from Calidris pugnax (ruff), 7815 nucleotides. It is a transcript of the gene PKD1L2, whose product is annotated as polycystic kidney disease 1-like 2. The transcript has 43 exons. Gene Ontology annotation, biological process: detection of mechanical stimulus. Gene Ontology annotation, molecular function: carbohydrate binding; calcium channel activity; protein binding. Lineage: Eukaryota; Metazoa; Chordata; Aves; Charadriiformes; Scolopacidae. The record is from RefSeq and is a predicted model, not a curated record. Bases 1 to 7473 code for a protein of 2490 amino acids. Gene Ontology annotation, cellular component: membrane.
AUGACAUCCCAAGCUUUUGAAGAAGGCAGAAAAAAGCGUGGUGGUGUGCUAAGCAAGACGAGUGCCACACAGGGCACUGAGCUGAGAAUGUGGCUUGGGAUCGCCAUUCUAAUUUCUCUUGCUGUAUGUUUGGCUGUGGAGGAAGCAACCGUGGAUGAAGGAAUCCCUUGCUCAAAGUACCAGGUAGCUUUCAACCAUUCGUGCUAUGAGUUUGUGAGACUCCAGCGUUCCUUCACAAGUGCCCAGAGCUGGUGUGAGAGAGGAGGAGGGCACCUCAUCUUUAUUGAAAAUGAGGAAACUCAAGAGUUCUUGCAAAAGCACAUUGCAGAGGAUCAGGAAUGGUGGAUAGGACUGAUCUCAAACUCCAUGCUGAAUGAAACUACUGACGGGUCAAUGAUUUGGCUGGACACCUCAAACAUAAGCUACAGUAACUGGUACAAGGAUCAGCCAUCUCCCUUCUCAUCCACAUGCGGGUACAUCCUGAAGAAUGCCAAGUAUCAGUGGGGUGUGACUGACAAUUGCAGCCAGGAAUUUGACUUCAUUUGCGAGUUUGAAUCUGGCAAGAGCAUUGCUUGUGAUAAUUACAAUGCCACUGUACAGUGUGGAUCAGGAGAAGUUAUUCAAAUUGGAGAGAGCUUCUAUGGACGGAAGACCCCUCACUACUGUGUAUCGGAGACUCCCCUCCAGUAUGAUACAGAUGAAGACUGUAGCUGGAUCAGUGUCACAGAUGAAGUAGCAGGCCAGUGCCAUGGUCUUCAGGCCUGCCAGGUGGCAGCGGAUGGCAUUUUCUAUGGAGACCCUUGUCCAGCAUCUGGAAGCUAUUUGUCUAUUCAGUACCACUGCAAGGAAGGUCUGCAGCUGCUUGUAACAGAUACAUGCUUUGUCUUUGAAAAUAUCACAGUCAGUUUGAACUGGCUGCUCUCUCCAUACUCUGGCAACCUUUCCUGCAUCAUUAGCACUGGAGAUGGCCACGCUAUUGAUCCUUACUACCCUCUAACACUGGUCAGCAAUGUCACAUAUAGAUAUUCAUCUCCUGGAGAAUUUACUCUUUCUGUGGAAUGCACCACCAGCGAAUGGCAUGUGAUGGCACAGAAGCGGGUGACUGUUCAAGAUAAGAUGGAUCAACUGCGCAUUACUGGGUGCUAUAGCCAGUAUGAAACUGGGAACAGCUCGUUCUGCCGUACGCUGUAUGGGGACUUGUUGUCGAUUCAAGUUGAACUCAAUGGAGGCAAUGGUGUGUCCUACAUUAUAUUAGCAGAUAACAUGACACUCGCUGAAUCCAGUGCAAAGGAAGGAAUUGUCCCUCACAAUCUGACACUGGACAGUGCCACUCAAGAGCUGCUAGGCCCAGGGAUACAUCAGCUGGAAAUCCGAGCAUCCAGCAACACAACCGCAUUGGAGAUCUCUGCGAGCUUUGCUGUUCACUUCAUUGAGCCAGUAUCUGGUCUUCAGGCUGCAUUAGCUUCUCACACUCUGCAGCUGGGGGAGAAUUUGGAGAUAAAUGUCUCUGUGUCUCACGGCACCCCAGAUAAGCUGAAGUUUGAGGUGAUUGGAUCUAAUGAAACUCACUCUCACAAUGAAGAUGGCCCUCAUGGGGAGCCUCGAACGUACAUCAUUCCCAUCCACUCUGAAGGUACUUUCCUAGUGAAAGUGGUGGCCAUGAAUGCCUUCUCAAACAUGAGUCUGGAUCUUGGGUUCAUCACUGUGUUGGCAAAUAAUUCUUAUAAAGAAGAUUCUGCUACAGAACAAGGCAACUCCAAAACAAGUACCCCAAAGACAAAUGAUCACAAAAGAAAAAACAAAAUAUAUAUUAAACCGAGUCGCCAUGUGGAUCCUUUCACAACUGUUACAUUUGGCUGGCCAGACAACAAUAAUUCCAGUUUUCUCUGGUCCUGUGGAGCUUGCUGGCCUGAAUGGAACAAAUGUGUGCAGCAACAGAUAAUCCUAACCAACCAAACUGAGGUGAAAAUCCCACCUUCCUGCCUUCCUCCUCCAAAAUCAGCAGUGACUGUCAGAGUUACAGUUCAAAACCAUGAUGGUGAGGAGAGGCAGGACGAGCAAUGUCUCUAUGUGACUGCAAAACAAGAACUGCAAGUAGAAAUCAGGUGUGAGGCAAACUGCAAUCCAGUGAAUGCUAGUGAUGAUGUUGUUUUGAGUGUCUCUGGACAGAAGGACUCCAAGGACAUAUAUUAUAACUGGUAUUUAGAUAACACUUUCCAAACCAAGUCUAUGCCCCUCCCUUUAGCCUGUGGCCUGACUGGUUUCCGGCAGAACUCUUUGAAUUUGCUUCAAAGCAACACAUCCGUACUGAAAAUGAACAGCUCCUUCUUGCAGACACAGGGAGAAGCUUUUCAGAUUAAAGUAACAGCAAUGACUCAGGGUGGCUACGGGGAGGAAACGUACCUCGUCAGCACCGUGCCUCCGCCCGACGUCCCCGCUUGUGCCGUGUCUCCCAGGCAGGGCUCAGCGCUCACCACGUUCAGAGUCUCCUGCAGCGCUCCUUGCUUGGUGGGUUCAUGCCAAGCCAGUCCUAACAGGCAGCUCACAUACUGCUUCUACCUGAAAUCAAAUUCUCUCCUGCACUGUGGCCCAGAUCCUGAACUCUUCCCAGUUUAUCUUCCACUUGGAGAAAAGGAAAAUAACUUCAUUUUACAUAUGACAAUCACCGUUAGCAACAACUAUGGUGAUACAGUUCAAACGAAUGCUUCAGUGAAGGUCGGACACGCAGAUAUGACUGAUGGGAACCUGACCCUGCAGGAGAUUGUAUUCGAGAAGGCAAACACCAUCCUAAAAGAUGGGAACAGCAGCAUAAGCCUUUUCCAGCUGUAUAAGUCAGUUACCUCAGUCCUUAAUCAGGAGACCCAAGAGGAGAGCUUUAACAUAUCUGUACAGGCGGACACACGAAAAGAGCUCCGAGGGCUGAUGCUGACAACUCUCUCUGCUGUUAACGUAACAUCAGUGCAGACUGCUCUUAAGAUGUCAGAAGUAUUGAAAGAAAUCACUUACAGGAGUGAAGAGCUGUCUGUCUCAGCACAGGUGGAAGCUAGCAACACUCUCAAAGAUGUCAGUGCUUCCUUGCUCACUGUAAACACAGAGGACAGCAGAGAUGAUCAGAAGUUAAAAGAUGCAGCCAACUACCUAUUUAAUGCAGUAAGCAAUGUCCUUAAGGCUUCCAUAGAAAUCAAAGCUACGAACACUUCAGUGCCAGAAGCAGAACAGAGUUCAGUAUCACACCAGCUCCUGAAUACAGUUGAAAAUCUACAGAGUGCCCUUCUGUUGGGGAAAGAACCGGAUGAUGAACCAACUGUCCUUACCACUCCUUCUGCCACCAUGUACAUACACAGAUUACAAACAGAAAACAUGGAUGGCACAUCCAUUAAUAUCUCCAAUUCCAGCUCUGCCAGCUUUACUCUCCCACCUGCUUCUUCUCUCAGUGUUUCAGGAGCUGAUGAUGAAACAGUGGAUAUACGGAUGGUGAGCUUUGCCGUGAAUCCCUUUUUCUCCACUGACACCAGUUUUGACAUCAGUGGAACAGUGGGAGGUCUAAGUCUUACUGGUCUGGAUGGCUUGAUCAUACCGGUCAGCAAUCUCAGAGAAAACAUUGAGAUAAUAUUACCAAGGCCUUCAGCAGCUCAAGAAGACAGGAUUCUGUUGAAUCUGGGCAAUUUUAGCACUUUUCAAGUGAAUGUUACCUCAGAAAACACAUCUGUAGUGAUCCACCUGGAAUCUGAACACGACAUUCCACUAAUACUCUACUUAGGGUAUGGUUAUCAUCCAAAUGAAACCAACUAUGAUAUGAAAAAUCAUCUGUUCUGUAAGAAAACUGCUGGAGGUGAAACAAACACCUGGGUUCUUAGCCCAGAAGAACUCAUUUUUGGAGAGGGAACCUACUAUUUCAUGGUUUUACAAGACAUGGCAAUGGAUUCCACAGUCUAUGACAGGCUAACUAUAGCUGUCACUUGCUUUGCAUCCCGCUGUGUAUUUUGGGAUGAGCGCCAAGGGAACUGGAACAGCUAUGGAUGUCAUGUAGGACCAAAAACAAAUCCUACAAGCACGCAGUGCCUCUGCAACCAUCUGACCUUCUUUGGGAGCUCCUUCUUUGUCAUACCCAAUGCCAUAGACGUUAGCAAAACUGCACAGCUAUUUGGUACAUUUGUGGACAACCCCGUGGUGGUGACAACUGUAGGAUGCAUCUUUUUGAUAUAUAUAAUUGUAGUUAUUUGGGCUCGAAGGAAAGACAUCCAGGAUGAUGCCAAAGUGAAAAUCACCGUACUGGAAGACAAUGACCCCUUUGCUCAGUACCGUUAUCUUGUGACAGUUUUCACAGGACACCGCCGCGGGGCAGCCACAACCUCCAAGGUGACUCUCACCCUCUAUGGACUGGAAGGAGAGAGUGAGCCACACCAUCUGACUGAUCCUGAUACACCCGUCUUUGAACGUGGAGGAGUGGAUGUUUUCCUACUCUGUACCUUCUUCCCUCUUGGGGAACUGCAGAGUAUUAGAUUGUGGCAUGAUAAUUCGGGGGACAGUCCAUCCUGGUAUGUGAAUCGAGUAUUGGUCCAUGAUCUGGCAUGGGAUCAGAAAUGGUACUUCCUCUGUAACUCUUGGCUAGCUGUUGAUAUUGGAGAAUGUGUUCUGGAUAAAGUGUUCCCAGUAGCUACAGAACAGGACAUGAAGCAGUUCAGCAAUCUGUUUUUCAUGAAGACCUCCAAGGGUUUCCAGGACGGGCACAUCUGGUACUCAGUUUUCAGCCGCUGCCCACGAAGCUCCUUCACACGAGCCCAGCGCGUGUCAUGUUGCUUCUCACUGCUUCUCUGCACCAUGCUGACCAGCAUCAUGUUCUGGGGAGUGCCAAAGGACCCAGCCGAGCAGAAAAUGGAUUUGGGCAAGAUCGAAUUCACAUGGCAGGAAGUGAUGAUUGGCUUUGAAAGCUCCCUCCUCAUGUUCCCCAUCAACCUGCUCAUUGUGCAGAUCUUCAGGAAUAUACGGUCCCGGCCAGCCACGGAGGGGAGAGAGAAGAAGCCGGCAAAGAAUGGUCGAGUGUCCCCAAGCCUACCUCCCACUCCACAGGUCACCCAGGCUGUCUCACUCACUCCAGAGGCUGAUAUAAGAAGAAUUGCCAACUCGCUCUUUAAAGCUCUGAAGACUCCACCUCUCACUUCAGUAUCAGAUCUUGGAAAAUCAACUAACAUCAACACACUAUUGGCACUGGUUGAGGACAUCAUCUGCCAGCAGAACAGAGCUGGGCAAGACUUCUAUGAUGAGAGCAAAAAGAAGGAGGACCCUAUAAUUGUCACAUUAGGUGCUAUGGGUAUACAAGAAAAAACAAGAAGCCCAACUCCAGAGAAGGGAACGUGUGAGCGACUGAAAUACAGCGAUUACAAUCGCUGCUUGUACAUGCAACUCCAGCAUGUAGAGAUGGAGUUGGAAUUACUGGGGCCCCACAAAUUUCAGAUGCCUCAGAGUUACACACAAGCUGUUCGUCAGGUUCAGCACAUGAAGAACCUCCUGUGGUCCCUUACUCCAAGCUUCUCUGGUGAUGGCAAGAAAAGCUCUUCUUCCAAAGGACUGCCCUGGUGGUUUGUGUUCAUUGCUUGGUUCCUUGUUGCAGCCACCAGUGGUGUAUCUGGGUUCUUUACCAUGCUCUAUGGGCUGCAUUAUGGCAAGGAGAACUCCAUCAAGUGGUUGAUAUCCAUGGCCAUCUCCUUCUUGGAAAGUCUUUUCAUCACACAGCCCUUAAAGGUGCUGGGAUUUGCUGCUUUUUUUGCUCUGGUUCUGAAGAAGGUAGAACAUGAGGAUGAAGAAAACACAGCUAUCGAUGGGCCUUUAUCUGCACCAGGUGAUUCAAAUCCUCUCUUUGGAGCCCGAAGGGACAGUAGAAGCAAUAUUUACCAGCCACCUCCUGCAGCUGAUGUGGAGAAAAUGAAAAUCAGCUGUAUGAAGGAGCAGAAAGCAUUUGCCCUCAUCAGAGAAAUCUUAGCCUAUCUGGGAUUUUUAUGGAUGCUGUUACUGGUUGCCUAUGGGCAGAGAGAUCCCAAUUCCUACUACUUAAACAAACACAUUGAGAACAGCUUUACAGACGGAUUCCACGAUGUCUACAGUUAUCAGGAUUUUUUCACAUGGGCAAACACCACCUUAGUCAAAAAUCUUUAUGGAUCAUAUAAAGGAUUCAUCACAGAUGGCAAUUCCAAGCUGGUGGGUAGUGCUCGAAUUCGCCAAGUAAGAGUGAAAGGAGACACUUGCCCUAUUUCUCCCAAACUCCAGCACGUGCUUCGGGAAUGCCAUGCUCCAUAUUCCCUACAAACAGAAGAUACAGCAGAUUAUGGGGAACACUGGAAUGCUUCAGUCUUUGAUAACUCCUCCGACCUGAGCUCAGCAUGGCACUAUCAGAGUCAGUCCAAACUGAGAGGGCACCCCAUCUGGGGCAAACUGGCCAUCUACAGGGGAGGGGGCUACACAAUUCACCUGGGAACUGAUCCUAAGAAUGCCUCCAGAAUUCUCCAGUACCUUUUCAACAAUGUCUGGCUAGACACCUUCACAAGAGCAGUGUUUGUCGAAUUUACAGUCUACAACGCAAAUGUGAACCUGUUCUGCAUCAUAAGCCUGAUGUUUGAAACCAAUGCUUUAGGGGCCUUCUUCACAAGUGCAGAGCUGCAAAGUGUCCGGCUUUACACAUACACCAGCAGCCUCCACAUCUUUGUGGUUGCAGCAGAAGUAAUUUAUUUCCUGUUCAUCGUGUACUACAUGAUAGUACAGGGAAAACUGAUGAAGACUCUGAGAUGGAGAUACUUCCACAGCAAGUGGAAUCUCCUGGAGAUGGCCAUCAUAUUGAUUAGCUGGAGUGCCCUGUCAGUGUUUGUGAAGCGGACAAUCCUUGGGACCCGGGACAUCAGCUACUACCAGGAACACAAAGAGGACUGUGUAAGCUUUAAUGAAACAGCAAGAGCUGACGCGGUUCUUGGCUACCUGAUUGCAUUCCUAGUGCUUCUCUCCACAGUGAAACUGUGGCAUCUCCUGAGGCUGAACCCUAAACUAAACAUGAUCACUUCAACCCUAAGGAGGGCAUGGGGAGAUAUCUCUGGAUUCAUCACUGUUAUUGCAAUCAUGUUCCUGGCCUAUUCCAUCGCUACAAACUUGAUAUUUGGCUGGAAGCUCUGCUCUUACAAAACACUCUUUGACUCGGCAGAGACCAUGGUCAGUCUUCAGCUGGGAAUCUUCAACUAUGAGGAGGUCUUGGACUACAAUCCAAUUUUAGGCUCCUUCUUAAUCGGAUCCUGCAUAAUUUUCAUGACAUUUGUGGUACUGAAUCUGUUCAUUUCAGUGAUUCUGGUUGCUUUUGGGGAGGAGCAGAAGCACUACCAGGCUUCUGAAGAAGAGGAGAUUGUUGAUCUGAUGCUAAUGAAACUUUUCAGUUUCUUCGGGAUCAAGUGCAAGAAGGAAGAGAAGCCAGUCACUAAUGACCAACUGGAAUGACUUGUCAACAAUUAGAUGAUAACCACAAUGAAAAGUUGCUUUGUUUGCGGGUGAAAGCUUUACUUUCUAUCAGUUGCAGCGACUAGACUUAGGUAAUCCUGGCUCCUGACUGAAACGCUGUGGCGUUCCACCAACUGACGUGUGAUUUUCGAGUAUUAGCUAAGAAAUAACGCUAAACCUAAGGCAAAACAAGUGUCCCACGCGCACCUCCUGUAGACUUUGCAUCUGUAUUUAAUAAAAACUGAGCGUUUUCUGCGCCGCUUGGCUAAAACCCACUCGCUUUCCUCCAACCCGCGCCACGGAAAGAUGGCGACCCCCCUCAGCCGCCUUUCUCCCGCCGGC